Messenger RNA from Plasmodium cynomolgi strain B, 6768 nucleotides. RefSeq lists its product as hypothetical. Bases 1 to 6768 code for a protein of 2255 amino acids. The transcript is spliced from 2 exons. NCBI's taxonomy places the organism in Eukaryota, Apicomplexa, Aconoidasida, Haemosporida, Plasmodiidae. The record is from RefSeq and is a predicted model, not a curated record.
AUGUCCAAAGUAGGCGAAAAGAGCUACGAACAGAGUGAAGAAACGGAGGAGGAGAAGCUGAAGGGGAAAGGUCCCCCCCGGAAGAAUAGAGGCAGCUCGACGGGCUCAGAGUAUUCAGAUGAUGAUGGGGGGGUAAGCGAGGAGGGGGAGGACUUCGAUGACGAAGAGGACUUGGAUGGCGAAGCGGACGUGGAUGAAGAAGCGGACAUGGAUGACGAAGCGGAUUUGGAGGAGGCGGAGGAAGACGGGUUGGAGGGCCGAAACCAGGAAAGCGAAAAAGUGGAAGAAGACAUUUUCAACGAAAAUAAUUUGCUGCAUGCAAUAAAAACGAGAGAAGUCUUAGAGCAGGAGAUCCUUGUACUCUUUAGCAAUAUGCUAAAAAAAGAGGUGGUGUUAAACAAGGAUUUGAAGAGUACAAGUCGGGAAGAGAUAUCGACAUACAAAGGAGAGCAUGUGGAUGAUGAGCACACAUUGGAGAGGAAUGAUAAGGGAGGUGCAAACAAAAAGAAAGAGACAGAAAAAAAAUCAAAUUUGAAGAUAAAGAAUAAAGACCUGUACAAUUUUAUAUACAGUAAGAUGAACCUAAGUGCAAGGGAAGGAACAGACAAGAAGAGGGAGGAUAAAGGAGCGGAAGGCACGUUUGCCGAGUCGGGUCUCUCCAGAAAAAAAAGACACGCAGGUGGUAGUAGAAGCCGCAGUAGUAGCCGCAGUAGUAGCGGCCACAGCAGUGGUAGCAGCCGAAGCAAUCACAGUCGCAACCGCAACCACAACCGCGAUCGUAACCACUUGGAAAAAAGUAAUCAGGUUAAAAAAAUGGCUAACAUCCAGCAAGUAGAAAAAGAACACUACAUCCUAGACAACAACGUGGUGAAUAUACUGAACGAUAUUAACACCUACCUUAGAAGAGAAAGAGAGUAUCUGAAUCGGAAAUUUGGAAAUCAUGUAGAUUCCACUUUUAAGAACCCAAUGUAUGUUACUCUCUAUAUAUAUAAUAACCAAAUUUUAAAGGACAUAAUUUUACAGAUGAUCAAUAUUGUUAAAAACGAAUUCGAUAGCUCCAUCUAUAGAGAUAUCGAUGAGACUAUGUUGACAAGAAAUAUAUUCAUUUUGAUUAACCAUCUUACUUCUCGACCCAGCAAGGAGUGGUUCGAUUACUGGAAUAAGCAUAUGCCAACGUUUAAUAAUAAGAGGAGCGAAUUUAAUGUAUAUAAUUAUCUCCAAAUUGAGAAGAACGAAAGGAAAGUAUUUUCUGGAGUACUAAAGAAUGAUAUUUAUUUUAAGGAGCUACAGAAACGGUCGAAUAUUAUUGAGCAGUAUCAAAAUGGGCUUCAGAGUUUGAAGUGCCUUUUGUCUAGUAGGAAUUUUUUAACUCUCCUAAAUGAGUUUAGGUACAACUGCCAACUGUUUAUCGAUGCUGAUUAUCGAGGCAUUGAGGAGAAUGAAAAGGUUUUGGAGAUGCAGCGGAGGGACGCAGAGCUCAUUGAGGAGAAGGCCCGCCUCAAGGAGGAGCUGCAGUUCUGUCGGGAGCGCCUCAGGGGGGGUGAAGCAGAGGAUAGCGGCGAUGGCGAAGCAGAGGAUAGCGGCGAUGGCGAAGCAGAGGAUAGCGGCGGUGACGAAGCAGAAGAUAGCGGCGGCGACAUCGAUCGUGGCGAUGGUUGUGACCCCCCCGAGGGUGAAGAAGCCAGCCGAGGGGAGGGUGCCGCCAAACCGAGGAGGACGAACAAACUCGUGCGGAACAAAAUCACCAACCUGAAGAGGCGAAUCGACGAAAUCAACGAGGAGCUACUCGAAGUGGCCAAUUUCUUCCUGGAGGACAAGAAGAAGCGAGAGAGGUUGGUGCACGAGUACAGGGAGAACGUCUACUUGGUGCGCAGCAUACUGACGCAGGUCCUGGGCAUUAGGAACCCCAGGAGAAGCAACGCCAUCAACUCCAGCAAUGUGCAUUACGUGAUUCUGCAGAACGUGCUGGGUAGCCACAGCGCCCUCACUCUAAUCAUCGAAGAGAUGAGGCAUCUGUUCGACAGGGAGUUGAAGAAGUACGAGAGCGAGAAGAACAUUCACAUCCCCUACUUGAGGCAGAACACGAUGAAGGAGAUAUGGGACUACGUGAGGCUCUUCUACAACGUCGUGUGCUACAUCGACCCGAUCGACUUGGUCCGGUCGCUCACUCACCAAGUGUCGGCGGGGUGUGCAAGCGGUGGUAGAAGCGGUGAUAAAAGCGGUGAUAAAAGCGGUGGUAGAAGUGGUGAUAAACGCGGUGAUAAAAACGACGAUAAACGCGGUGAUAAACGCUGUGACAGAAUUGGCGGCUCAGUCGGCGGCACAGCACGAAACCGCCUCUCUGCGAAGAAGGCGCCCGCCCCCAGCGCAGCAAAGAGAAGCAGCCUGCUGAACCCGAGGAAGAACAACCAAAUGAUCAUGCACCUGUCCAGGAUAAACCCACUGCUAGCGAAAUCUAAAGAUUUAUCCUUUGAUAUAUUCGAAGAGAAGAAGGCAGGGGGGGGAGGGUCUUUCCUCAAAGGGAAUAUCCUAGACACAUUCAACCACAGUAACCUGUACCGAGUGCAAGAGUUCUUAAACAACAUAAUAGGAAUAAAUGAAGAGUUCGAGAAUGUAUACGAAGGGAACAGUCACGAGGGAGGUGGACAUGAAGACGAUGAUGGGUUCAAUUAUUCACUCAAGGUUUUUUUAAAUGUUUGCAUUAAAGAUCUCAGGAGGUGUAUAGUCGAGUACUACAACCAUCAGUGGGAUAUAAAAAUUAUUCUCAAUAUACACGCAUGGAUUGUUACAUAUUACACCAAUUUUUAUCUCUACGAGAAUAGGAAGCGACUGAACAAUUGUCGAAAGGGGAAAGGGAUUUCCAAUAGGUAUUCAUCAGCUAGCCAUUUUUACAACGGGGAUGAAGAACCCAUAAAGGAAGGAAAACACACAGAAGAUCAAAGUACUCUGUUCAUAUCCAGAAUUCAGAUGGUCCUAGGAAUGCAGGCAUAUAUAGGAGAUAACAGUAUCCACUCAGAAUUCCUGUGUGAUACUUUCCAAAGGUUAAUAAGGGAAGAAAAAAUGAAAAAAAAUAGUAGCAAAAUAAUUCUAUGCUGUUUGAGAUGUCUACAUGCAGAUCUAAGUCUAAUAGAUCUACAUGCUCUCUCCACUGAUGAUAAUGUGAAGUCCAUUUGUAAAUCUUCUUUGGAUAAUUUUUUGAGGAGAAAUAUCCUAAAUAGCUUAAGUUGGAUUUUAAAAAAUUUCAAACUGAUGAGUCACGACAGGAGCAUAUUCACCUACGCUCUUAAGUGUGCCCUGAUGAUAAUCGAGUUGCUCAAAAAGUUAGGUGGUAGUACAUACAUCAUGAAGGGGGGUAACAAAAUAUACGACGAGGAUGAGGAGGAGGAAGAGGAAGAAGUAGACGAAUUGUACAACUCGGAUGGAAGUGACAACCAGCAUGGGGAUUCCAAGAAAUAUGGAAGAAGUGGCAGAAAUGGAGGAAGUGGCAAAAGAGGGCAAAACGCAAGCAGAGACUACGAUGCCGAAGCGAUUGAAAGAGUCAGUGUAAUGGAUUUAAUAGAAGAAAUUUAUAGCGGAAAAAUUGUAAAUACAUGCAUGCACAUUAUAGAAGAGUACAAAAGAAAUAGCAUCCAAAUUAAUCACCUAAUCAUUACCUACUUUGAAUUUCUACUCAAAUUUAAAAACAACGAUUACAACUUUUUACUUUUUUUCGACAUGAAAUAUUUUAUCAUUUUCAUGGAUAUAAUAAAUGAUCAAGAAUGUUAUACAAACCCUAGAUACCAUUGGAUUGCUUCCUUUUUUGAAAAUUUGGUAGCUUGUUUUUUUAAGUUGAAUAGUAACUAUUUCCUACCGGUGGAACUGUUCUUUAGCAAAGCGAUAAAUAGAAACCUUUUCAGUUUGUUAAGUGAAAAAUAUAUGCUGUCUAUUUUUAGCAACUAUAGUGAAGGGAAUGACCACUUUGUAUUCGAGGAAUUAAACAAAGGGAUGCACAUAAAUGAUAUUUUUAUGGAGAUGAAUAGUCGAAAGAGGUUAGAAUCACUGGAGUGGUCAGCUGAAGAUAUUGAAAGUUUGAAGAUCUACUUUAAGCAGUUCAAACAUAUGCAUAAUUUCUUGCCAUUCAUUAGUGAGAUGCUCAACAAAUCCUCUAGCAGCGUGAAGAACCAACUUAUUUUUCUCAAUUAUAUGGACCGCAGGGGAAAUGUCAUCGAUGACGAUGUGGACUACGACAUGUCUUACUCGUCCGACAGUUCUGGGGGGGAGACGGACGCAGGGAUGGGAGGCGGGAUGGGAGAUGAAAUGGAUGACGAGGUGGACGGCGGGAUGGAUGACGAGGUGGACCGCGGGGUGGACGCCGAAACCGGGAAGGGGGUAGACACGGAGGCAGACACAGAAGCGGAGUCCACCACCCCCAGAAGCCCAUGCCGUGCCGCUACCCACGAGAGGAGGAAGGCCAAGCAACCGCUCCUCUACACUGUAUACAAGCUGAAGAAGCUGAACCAAGUGCAGGAAAAAGAGACAAAUCUGACCUCCAAUGGAAUCAACUGCAACGUGGACAGCGUGCUGGAAGAAGUUAGCUCUAAUUUGAAGUCCCUCUACGAAUUGAAGAAGCUAUCGAAAAAUAAGUUUUUCAGCUAUAAGGCUCUCCUGUUUGAUAUUCCACUUAGCAUUUCAUCGGAGUUACUCGAACAUAACAGCUUUAAAAAGCUACUCAGCUUGAUUGGGUUCGUGUAUAAAGAAAAUAGCGACGAGUGGGUUCUGAAUGAACACUUAGAUGUGGACAUUUUUAGGAGUAUUGUUGAAAAGUGCGAGGAGUUGUUUCCUCUCUCCUUGGAGGAGCUGCGGGGCAGGUUGCGCGCCCCUGAGAGGGACAAGGUCUCCCAGGGGGGCGAUCUCAGUCAUGAUGCUCAAGGGAGUGACAAGGACGAUGUGGGAAAGCAGCACCAACCGCGGGGUGACACAAAAGAUGGCACGCUGCAUAGCACAUCUGACAGUGUACAUGGCAGUGUACAUGGCAGCGUGCCUUCCCACAGCGACGAGCAGCUGCACCUGAUGGAACCCCCCAAACUCAAGGGGACAUUCGCCCUCCUCAAACUAAUGUAUGACCUGUUCAUAUCGAAUGAGGAUGACUUCAGAAUUUUUUUCAACGACCUGGUGAACCUGAUUAGAGACAAAUUUAGUUCCCUUUUCCAGAGCAGAAAAACAGAGGGGGACACAAACGAAAGGAAGGACCUCAAUACAGAAAAUGACACAUCUGCUUCGACAGCUAGCCAAAAGAAUGAUCCCAAUUUAGAUAAGUACACAAUUUUUCUAGAACCCAAAGAUAGACAGGUUCUGAGAAGAUGUCAAAAGAAACAAGUCCUUUCAGAGUUGCUGCAAUAUCUCUGGGUGUACCUCUCCAAAUCGGAGCAUCUCAUCAUUUCCAAGCACAUAAAAGAAAAAGAUUUUUCUGAACGCUUCCGAGUGAUUAAUAACUACAAGACCUUGGGGGUAUCGGAAAUUGAAAGCAUCAUACGUCAGAAGCAAUUCGAAAUAGAUGAGAAGAAGAAACAAAAGAAGGAGACUAAACCGACGUCGCAACAGAAGUUUUUUUUUAUAAAGCGUGUUUGUGAGUAUCUGCACAGAGUGUAUGUUCCUGCCAAUAUGGGUUCGAUGAGCACUGGUCGGAACUGCCCCCUGAAUGAGACGUAUUUCGGGGGAGACAAACUUCUCACGUGCAUUUAUGAGAAGCUGAAUUCUUGGAAUUCCAAGCGGAGCAAAAAAAACGACGACUCGCAGUGCUUCGCCUUAGCUGCUAUGGAUUUGCUAAGCUACAUCGUCACUCCGUCGGAGGUCAACCCAGGGGUUACCGCCACCACUGGCACCACCACUGGCACUACCUCUGCCACCACCGCUGACACCACCGUAGCGCCUCUCCCUCAGAGCGUUGACCCGGAUUCUUUCCUCCCGUUAGUUGAAAACAUAUGUGUCGCUUUGAAAGCCUCGGAGGAAGAAGGGGGGGUCCUAAAAUGGCAUCCCGAGCAGGUGCAGAGACAGUGGCUGAAAAUUAUGCUGAAGUUAUUUUACAACGUGCUCUACGAUAGUGAGUACAACACCGUGGGGAACCUCUUCCUCGAGUAUAGAAACAUUAAGGAGAUUCUCAAGGACAAGUCGCUGGACUUUUUGUCUCCGCAAGGGGGGGCAGGAGUAGCGGCAGGAGUAGCGCCGGAAGUAACCGCAGAACUAGCGGCAGGAGCAACCGACCUGUACAGUGGCAUGGAGGAGCUGCAGAAGGAAGACCCCUCCCAGCCGUUCACCGACGAAACGUAUUUGGUGAGCACGCAGUACGAGGCACACACCGGCGAGGCGCCAUCGAAGAGAACCUCUCGAGCCGGAGGUGCAACCGCAGAUCAGAGCAAAAUCGACGAAGCCCCGAGUACACCUGACGCCAUUCCGAGCGAACCCCACUCCAGGGAAAUUCCACUCAAACCAAUCGCCCCACAUAAAAGAAAGCUGGGUGACAUACAUGCAGAGGACUACUCGGAAUUCUUCAAAAAGAGGAAGCUGCAAAAUGCGUACGUCAAUAUGUAUAGGAAGAAUCGGAAGAGCAUCAUCGACUCGCUGCUUAAAAACAAAAAUAUCGCACAGUACAAAGAGAGUGACAUUAUCAAUCGGGUCAAGCAGGUUUUCAUAAAGGCUCGGCAGAUGGCUUCCACGGGGGUAAGCAGGAGUUUGUGUGAAAUAGUUUGCGUGCAGGAGUUUGUGUGCAAUAGUUUGUGUGCAAUAGUUUGA